AUGUACCGUCAUCACGACAGGCUCUUCCCUGGAGUGCCACUGACUAUUGCUGUGCUCUGCGGAUCGUUGUUGGGUAGCGUUAUUGCUGAUGGGAGGAAGGUGGAGUUGCAUUCCUUCACACAGGAGAUGGAUUUCCAUAAAUUCACUUCAAGAUGGGAUGCCAGUGGUACUUGCAUACCACUCCAUAACCACAUCGCGCUCUCGCCCAGAGCCUCCGAUCGAUACGCCGCGCUGUGGCAUAAGUAUCCCCUCCACACUAACAACUUUGAGAUAGAGUUUACAUUAGCAUUGAAGUCACCAGCGAUAGGAGGUGACCCCGUGCAUGAGCAGGGGUUCGCAGUGUGGUACGUUUAUGAGAAUGCAUCGUCCAAGUACAGUGACUUAGUUCAUAUCACUGACGGAACAACAGAUAAGUUGAAUGAUAUGGGUAUGGGUAUGAUGGGCUAUAAGAACAACUUUGACGGAGUUGGUGUGUUUUUCUACCAUAACAAAUUCUCCUCCUCUGGAGAGAUGGAACUCAAGCCAAGUGCGUCAAUCUUGAUCAACGACGGUUUUCAGACGUUCGACAGGAGAAGAGAUUUGCCUUCCGGUCAUGGCUCGUAUUGGAAUUAUCGAGAUACUAAGUUAACUGUGAAGAUUCGAUUCAAGUCUGAUGAUGUGUUAGUGGAGGCUAAGGCGGAAAACCAAGGAUGGGUUAAGCUUAUCGAAUAUAAGAUCGGUGAAAGUAAACACCAUCUGAGACCUGGCGGGUACAUAGGGUUGACGUCUAUGGUGGGCGCUACGCCGAAUCAACCUUCGGAGCGUUCAGAUCUGAUCAACAUAUACGAUUUUCAUGUGACGAAUUACGAUGAUAGGAUGAUGGGGCAAGAACAGAAGGUCAACUACGAAUCAUACAGGGUGUCAGAGCGACAUGAUUUUUUUGAGGGCCAACGUGGUGACGACAAUGGUCGGCAUGCAGAGGCGAUUAAGAAUGUCGUGAGGGCGAGUUAUCGUGUUAUCAUGGAGUUGGAGCCAUUGAGAAGUACAGCUGAGAGAACUAUCUAUGGUUUAUCGACUCGAAUUGAAGAUCUUCUGAAGGAGAUGGAUGAGCUGAAGACGGCCGUUGAGUCGAUUGACGGCGGGACCAUGGCCGAACACUAUCGAUCUAUGCGGGAUGAACUUAUAAAAGUUUCUAGAGAGACUAUGAGAUCUAAUUUUGAGAGAAGACGGAGUCUGGAGGAACUAAGUGAACACGCGGGGAAGCUGGUGCCAAACGGCAACAUGAAUGUCCGCUUUGUCGUGAGCCGAUAG
Messenger RNA from Perkinsus marinus ATCC 50983, 1290 nucleotides. Its product is annotated as lectin-domain protein, putative. Gene Ontology annotation, molecular function: D-mannose binding. Bases 1 to 1290 code for a protein of 429 amino acids. Gene Ontology annotation, biological process: endoplasmic reticulum organization; Golgi organization; endoplasmic reticulum to Golgi vesicle-mediated transport. Lineage: Eukaryota; Perkinsozoa; Perkinsida; Perkinsidae. The transcript has 13 exons. Gene Ontology annotation, cellular component: endoplasmic reticulum membrane; endoplasmic reticulum-Golgi intermediate compartment; Golgi membrane. The record is from RefSeq and is a predicted model, not a curated record.